This is a messenger RNA of Orbilia oligospora ATCC 24927, 216 nucleotides long. RefSeq lists its product as uncharacterized. The transcript has 2 exons. The coding region runs from base 1 to 216 and encodes 71 amino acids. Lineage: Eukaryota; Fungi; Ascomycota; Orbiliomycetes; Orbiliales; Orbiliaceae. The record is from RefSeq and is a predicted model, not a curated record.
AUGUCAGGAAGUAAAACAGCACUGAUCCCCAUCGAUCCACCAGCAGAUACUCUGAGGUACCAGUCCCUCCUCCCGGAGGAGUUGAUAAGAUGUUUAUACAUCGCAAGACUCUGGGAAGUGAAGAAAUUACAGGAGGUUGUGGUUAAAGCCAUUAUGUUGAAGAGUUAUGAGUUGAAACAGUUAGACCGGAAGGUUGAGACGAAUGAAGAGGUUUGA